AUGGUACAACCCAAUAGUCAGGACACUCUACGCAUGCUCCUGAAGCAGGAGAAGUUGGACUUUGACAUUAUAAUUGAUGACGUCAACACACUGGUAUCCAAUCAAAUGGCUGAGAUUCUUGCGAGGCAAGACGGAGAGCAGUCCUUUGGUACACGUUUGGCCAACUUUGACUACAAUGUUUAUCAUACUUAUGAAGAGAUCCAGGAGUGGGUUGAUUACAUGGUGGAUAAAUACAGCGCGACCCUGCAGAUUUCUUCAUUCCUGCUCGGAAACUCCUACGAAGGACGAACCAUCCAAGGCAUAAAGAUUCGAGGAGCUGGAAGCCAAUCAACAAACCCACCAGCUGUCUGGUUUGAGGGUGGUAUUCACGCUCGAGAAUGGGUUUCACCAGCUACUGUCAUGGGAUUCACCCAAAAGCUUAUUGACGAAUAUGAAGAAGGGGAUCCGCUUGUCCAACGGAUGUUUGACAAUAUCGACUGGUACAUCGUCCCUUCUCUGAAUGUUGACGGGUACCAUCAUACGUGGACCCAGGACCGUAUGUGGCGCAAGACUCGAUCACCAAACUCAGCAUCGGUCUGCAAAGGAACGGACCCUAACAGAAACUGGCCCUAUGAGUGGGGAGGCGUAGGAGCUAGCAGUUCCCCGUGCUCUGAAACCUACCGCGGGUCUCAGGCUCUCUCCGAGGUCGAAGUGGCAAACGUCGUCAACUUCUUACGGGAGAGGAAGGCGGAGGGACAGGACUUCAUGGUGUUCAUUGACUGGCACAGCUACUCGCAGCUGAUCAUUGCACCGUGGUCCUACCUCGAGUCUGACGCUCGCACCGAACACUACGACGAACAGAUGGCGAUGGCUGCAGCAAUGGCCGACGCCAUUAGAGACACACAUGGAAAACGGUACGAUCAUGGAGUUGGCGCUGAAAUUCUCUAUGCAUCCUCAGGCUCGAGUAAGGACUAUGGCUACGCCACGUUUGAACUUGGGGGCGCCAUCACCAACGGGGGGCUCGGGGCCAAGUAUUCUUACACCGUGGAGCUCCGUGACACGGGCAGAUACGGGUUUACACUCCCCGAGAACCAGAUACAGCCCACCUAUGAAGAGAUACACGCUGCCGUGCGAGUUAUUGGUGACCGUGUACUCAGCGAGCUUGGCUUGUAAAAGUGCUUGGGUGUUAAACUGAACCAUAGCUUUUGAUCAAGAAAUAAAACAUCUGAUGUUAGUUAAUAUGAUUUUAUGAUUGAUUUUAUCAUUAAAGGCAGAUACACAUGGCUCUACGCAUUAUUGAUGAACGUGUACUCAACGAGCUUAUAUAACAUAGAAAAGAAAAGAAUUUUAUAAAACCGUA
This is a messenger RNA of Strongylocentrotus purpuratus (purple sea urchin), 1339 nucleotides long. RefSeq names its product carboxypeptidase B-like. Gene Ontology annotation, molecular function: metallocarboxypeptidase activity; zinc ion binding. NCBI's taxonomy places the organism in Eukaryota, Metazoa, Echinodermata, Echinoidea, Camarodonta, Strongylocentrotidae. The record is from RefSeq and is a predicted model, not a curated record. Gene Ontology annotation, biological process: proteolysis. The coding region runs from base 1 to 1152 and encodes 383 amino acids. The transcript is spliced from 8 exons.